CAAGUACGGGCAUGCUAUUCGACGGAGCAUGUACGGAUCAAACCGACUAGCCCUUGCGCGCAACUGUAUUUAUGGACCCCGUUCAUAAGGACGUCGUAAGCUGCACCGUACUUGUGAUAUUGCGUAAUGAUUUAAAGUCGAUCGAUCCCUACGGCACCUUUGUCCCUCGAUCCAAUAAUUUAUUUCCAUCCUCGCCCGAGCUCCACGAUAUCCUUCCAUUCUAUUUCCAGUCUUCAGAAUGCAUCUACUCACCCCCCUACUCGUUGUCACAGCCCUGGCAAAUCCAUUCCUUACCACCGCCAAAAUAGUAGUCAUCAAGUCCACCGGCGAGGCACCGUUCUUUGAUCCAACAAACACCACUGCCGAUGUUGGAGAUAUCCUCGAAUUCCAUUUCAAAGCCCAUAACCGGAGCAUAGUUAGGGGCGACUAUGACCGGCCCUGCGAGCCGGCUGCAUCCGGAGGCUUCUAUUCAGGUUUCUUCGUGCAAGACAACACGAACACAGAAAACUCAACAGUCUUCCGCGUCACUGUGAACGACACAGACCCCAUUGUCUACUAUUGCUCGCAGAACGGGCCCGAGUUCGGUAAUCACUGUAAAGAACAUGGUAUGGCGGGAGUGGUCAACGAGCCCAAUGUGUCCAAACUCCAGGACUAUAGGGACGCGGCUGCCUCGGUGGACACCAGCGUCACACCGGACUCUGGUCCCUUCGGAGGCGUCUUUGCCGAGAACCCAGACGCUGACGCCGUGAGCGGCACUGCUUCUGCAGGCUCGCCGGCUUCAACGUCAACGAAUGCGGCGGCUGAAGGUCGGAACUAUCUGUGGAGACAAUCUUGUUGGCUCAUGUCUGUGAUGGUUAUUGUGGCUGCCAUUUGACUGCACUGUGUGGUCCUCAGCAUUUUAUAGAAGUCUCUUCUGUUCUUUUUCUUCUUUCCUCAGGGUUCACAGUUCCAUUGCAUGCAAAUGCUGAAAAUCUGAUGAGGUCCACUGGGGGAUAAAUAUGUAAAAUAAAUUGUUCAGU
Molecule: messenger RNA, 1019 nt
Organism: Diaporthe batatas
Lineage: Eukaryota; Fungi; Ascomycota; Sordariomycetes; Diaporthales; Diaporthaceae
Exons: 2
Coding region: 239-874 (211 amino acids)
Source: RefSeq, a predicted model, not a curated record